GUGAAUUCAAGAAGAAGCACGUAAAUUGUCAAGCUGUUUGAGAGUUACGCGGUUUAAUAAGGGUAAUUUUUAAUAAAGCAAGCAGCCAUGUGGCCGGUUAUCUGGACGGCCAUGCGUACCUACGCGCCUUACGUAACCUUCCCUGUGGCCUUUGUGGUGGGUGCCGUGGGGUAUCACCUGGAGUGGUUCAUCCGGGGCACUCCAAAACCGCAGCAAGAGGAGAAAAGCAUUCUGGAACUGAGAGAGGAAAGGAAAUUGGAGGAACUAGCGGGCCAGGACAGUACUCAGGUCAUUAGUCUGAAGGACAAGUUGGAGUUCACUCCCAAAGCAGUACUUAACCGGAACAGACCAGAAAAAAGCUAGCCAAGACUGUUGGACUGACUCAUCAUUACUCUCUAUGCUUAUGUAUGGGUGGAUGUACUUGAAAUCACUGUGGACUCACUGUAUCUUGUUCCACUGACUCCACUGGGAGACUAUGUUCGAUCUUAUGGGGUUAGGAUGCAAAUGCAUUUCAUUGUCCAUAAAACUACUCUACCACUUGGCAAUUCAAAACUCAUCAAUAAUAACCAGGCUCGCUACACCAGCUGCUGAAAUAAGUUAGUCAUGUGUUUUUGAUGCUUUUAGCCUCAAGAGUUUAAUUCUCAGUCCAGCUCCUGAGGCACUAGGACACAUGACUGUGUUGCCCAAGUUGGUGGAAAGUUUCAGUGAAUUUUGCAUGAGACUGCUUACCCAUAGAUGCUCACAAGACUGAAUCAGAAAGAAAGGCUUCCUUGUUAAGUGUGUGAACAUUAUUGUGUCUUUUGAAACAAGGUUUAAUUUAAAAUAUGAAAGGGACCUGGAAAGUGUUUCUGAGUAAACAAAAAGAUACAGGGAGCUUCCAGUAAGCCACUAUUUGAAUCUCCCCUAGUCUCUCAAAACUGAAAAAUAUUUAUGGACUGUUUUGGUAUGAAACCUCGUUGCCUGCAUCUUUUAUUGAUGAGAUGCAGCUCAGAAGCUCCUUUUCUGUUUCUCAGUUUUGGAAAGUGGUCAGUUUUGUCUGUUGAGUAUUGUCCAUAGCUUGUUAUAUUCUCUCAUCUGCUUUCGUUUUGGAAAGUUAAAUGGGGGUCGACCAGUGUGCCACCUAACCAACUGAACACCAGAAUGUUAUGAAUUAUAAAAUAAAUGGA
Messenger RNA from Chanos chanos (milkfish), 1166 nucleotides. It is a transcript of the gene smim12, whose product is annotated as small integral membrane protein 12. Bases 88 to 363 code for a protein of 91 amino acids. The transcript has 2 exons. The record is from RefSeq and is a predicted model, not a curated record. NCBI's taxonomy places the organism in Eukaryota, Metazoa, Chordata, Actinopteri, Gonorynchiformes, Chanidae.